CUUAAAAGUUAAUUUAGUUUAACAAUUUAGCGUGUGAGCUCUUCUCUCUCAUUCUCCGCUUUGUCUGUUGGAAUUAUCCUCCGCGUGAAUUCGAUUCGUUCCAUUUCUCGCGACCUUAUCCGUUUUCUUCAUCUAUCCCAAACUUUCGAUUUUCUUUCUUUUUUUCUCGCGCGGGAUAUUUGUUUUUUGUUCUUUCCUUCAGAUUGUUCUCCGCGAAUCAAAGAAUAUUCCUGCGUUCCGCAUUGGCGCUGGAUUUUGUGGGGUUUCUGGAUUGGAGAAAGAGUUUUAAGAGUGAAAAGGGGGACUCGAAGGGUUAACACGAGAUUACUUUUGAGUUUUUUUGAACUUUGUGUGGUGACAAGUGUGUGUGGAAGUUUUUGUUUGGAUGAGAGAUGUCGAUACCUAAAGAGCCAGAGCAGGUGAUGAAGCUGAGAGAUGGAUCGGUGCUUGGGAAGAAGACGAUUCUCAAGAGCGACCAUUUCCCCGGAUGUCAGAACAAGCGUAUGUCUCCUCAGAUCGAAGGCGCUCCCAAUUACCGUCAGGCUGAUUCGCUACGUGUACAUGGUGUUGCAAUCCCAACCGCUGUUGGGAUACGAAACGUUCUCAGGCACAUUGGAGCUCACAAAGACAGCAGACAAGUACAAGUCCUUUGGAUUAGUCUUAGAGAGGAACCGGUAGUAUACAUAAAUGGGAGACCAUUUGUUCUACGUGAUGUGGAGAAACCUUUCACCAAUCUUGAGUACACGGGGAUCAACAGGGUACGGGUAGAGCAAAUGGAAGCACGGUUAAAAGAAGAUAUUUUAAUGGAGGCGUCUAGAUACGGCAAUAAGAUACUCGUCACUGAUGAACUGCCAGAUGGUCAGAUGGUGGACCAAUGGGAGCCAGUAUCAACUGAUUCCUUAAAGACGCUGCUUGAGGUUUACGAAGAACUGCAAGCUGAAGGCUACCUUGUCGAUUAUGAACGUGUUCCUGUAACGGAUGAAAAGUCCCCAAAAGAAACAGAUUUUGAUACGCUGAUUAGGAAGAUAUCUCAGGCUGACAUUAACACAGAGAUAAUUUUCAAUUGUCAAAUGGGACGUGGACGUACCACGACUGGAAUGGUCAUUGCGACUCUAGUCUAUUUCAAACGUACUGGGGCAUCAGAUCAAGGAUUCCCAAGAAACAACUCUUUUGGGAGAAUCUUUAAAGCCGGUGAAAAUAUUACUAUUAAUCUACCAAAUUCUGAGGAGGCAAUCCGUAGAGGGGAAUAUGCAGUUGUUAGAAGUUUGAUACGAGUCUUAGAGGGUGGCGUAGAAGGCAAAAGACAAGUGGAUAAAGUCAUCGACAAAUGUGCAUCCAUGCAGAAUUUACGUGAGGCGAUUGCAACCUAUCGCAGUAGUAUUUUGCGUCAACCAGAUGAAAAGAAGAGAGAGGCAGCACUCUCAUUUUUUGUUGAGUACUUGGAAAGAUAUUACUUCCUUAUAUGCUUUGCUGUAUACAUUCAUUCAGAGGGUGCUUUCCUCCAAUCUGGUUCGCUUGGCCAUGUCAGUUUUACUGAUUGGAUGCGAGCUAGGCCAGAGCUCUACAGCAUUCUUCGCAGGUUGCUAAGAAGAGAUCCUAUGGGUGCCCUUGGAUAUGCAGCUAUGAAGCCUUCUUUGACAAAGAUUGCAGAAUCUACUGAUGGCCGCCCUCAUGAGAUGAGUGUCGUUGCUGCACUUAGAAGUGGGGCAGUGCUGGGAAGUCAAACUGUUCUGAAGAGUGAUCAUAGCCCUGGUUGUCAAAUUUCAAGUCUACCGGAGAGGGUGGAAGGUGCACCAAAUUUUAGAGAGGUUCCAGGGUUUCCUGUGUAUGGUGUGGCGAACCCAACUAUAGAUGGUAUUCGAUCUGUCAUUGAAAGGGUUGGAAGUUCAAGAGGUGGUCGACCCGUUUUUUGGCACAACAUGAGAGAGGAACCUGUUAUAUAUAUCAACGGGAAACCGUUUGUUCUACGUGAAGUUGAAAGGCCGUAUAAGAACAUGCUGGAAUAUACGGGGAUUGAUCGGGAUAGAGUUGAAGGAAUGGAGGCUCGUUUGAAAGAAGAUAUUCUGAGGGAAGCUAGGCGGUAUGAGGGUGCGAUCAUGGUCAUUCACGAAACCAAGGAUGGACAAAUUUUUGACUUAUGGGAACAUGUGGACGCUGACUCUGUUCAAACACCCCUCGAGGUCUACAAAUGUUUAGAGGCUGAUGGUUUUCCUAUUAAGUAUGCGCGUGUACCUAUAACCGAUGGUAAAGCGCCCAAAAGCUCAGACUUUGACACGUUGACAUCGAAUAUUGCUUCUGCUUCCAAAGACACUGCUUUUGUCUUCAAUUGCCAGAUGGGGAGAGGUAGGACAACCACUGGAACUGUCAUUGCCUGUCUAGUGAAGCUCCGCAUCAAUUAUGGGAGACCUAUCAAGGUUCUGUAUGAUGUUCUGACCCAUGAGAUUGUGGAUGAAGAUUCCUCAAGUGGUGGUGAAGAAACCGGAAGUAAUAACGCUGAAACGAGACCUCGUAAUUCUGGACGAAGAACUGAGGAAGAACAUGGCCGUACAUUUGGAAUGGACGACAUCCUUCUGCUCUGGAAAAUCACUAGGUUAUUCGAUAAUGGAGUUGAAUCUCGCGAGGCGUUGGAUGCUGUGAUUGAUAGAUGUUCUGCAUUGCAAAAUAUUCGUGAAGCUGUUCUGCAGUACAGGAAGGUUUUCAAUCAGCAACACGUUGAGCCGAGAGUAAGAAGUGCUGCAUUGAAACGUGGCGCUGAAUACUUAGAGAGAUACUUCCGGUUGAUUGCUUUCGCAGCUUAUCUUGGAAGCGAAACUCUUGACGACUUUUUCGUGAAAGGAGAGUCGAAGAUGACUUUCAAGAAUUGGUUGCAUCAGAGACCUGAGGUGCAAGCGAUGAAGUGGAGCAUAAGGCUAAGGCCUGGAAGAUUUUUUACCAUUCCCGAGGAAUUGCGGGCACAGCACGAAUCGCAACACGGUGAUGCAGUCAUGGAGUCGAUUGUCAACGAACGGAGUGGUUCGGUCUUGGGUAAAGGUUCUAUACUUAAAAUGUACUUUUUCCCUGGCCAAAGAACUUCAAGUCGCAUGCAGAUUAAUGGAGCGCCUCACGUGUACAAGGUCGAUAGAUAUCCUGUGUAUAGCAUGGCAACUCCCACAAUAUCCGGAGCUAAAAAGAUGCUCGCUUAUUUAGGCACCAAACUAAAGGAAGAAGGUGGAGAUUCAGCAGGAAGAAUAGUAGUCACAGACUUGAGAGAAGAAGCAGUUGUUUACAUCAAUGGAACUCCGUUUGUUUUGAGAGAAUUGAGUAAACCUGUUGAUACCCUCAAGCAUGUGGGGAUAACCGGUGCAGUGGUAGAAAGCAUAGAAACACGGUUAAAAGAAGAUAUAUUGUCCGAGGUUAGAGAAACUGGUGGUCGAAUGCUAUUGCAUCGUGAAGAAUAUAGCCCUGCAUCGAAUCAGUCUCGGGUUAUAGGAUAUUGGGAAAAUAUUCAACCAGAGAAUGUGAAGACACCUGCAGAAGUAUAUGCUGCUUUGAAAAAUGAAGAUUACAACAUAUCUUACAGGAGAAUACCAUUAACCAGAGAAAGAGACGCAUUAGCUACCGAUGUAGACGCAAUCCAGUAUUGUAAAGACGAUUCCGCUGGGAGUUACUUAUUUAUAUCGCAUACCGGUUUUGGAGGAGUUUCUUAUGCAAUGGCCAUUACUUGUCUCCUACUUCAGCCUGGUCAGAAAAUUACAGCAACACCAAACACAGAUUCUUCUACCUUAGAAGAAGUAGAUUCGCCUUCAGGGGCUUGUGAUGAAGAAGCGUUGAGUAUGGGAGAUUACCGAGACAUACUGAGUCUCAUAAGAGUGCUUUCUCAUGGUCCUCAAAGCAAAUCAGACGUAGAUGGAAUAAUCGAACUGUGUGCUGGUGCAGGACAUUUGAGAGAAGACAUUGUUUACUACACCAAAGAACUCAAGAAGCUUCCUAACACAAAAGAUGAAACCCGUUCAUACAUGAUGGACAUGGGUGUUAAAGCCUUAAGGCGCUACUUUUAUCUGAUAACAUUCAGAUCAUACCUCUAUUGCACGUCGCCGGAAGAAAUGAAAUUCUUGGAUUGGAUGCGGUCGCGGCCGGAACUUGGACAUCUUUGUCAUAACCUCAGGAUUGACAAAUGAUAAAGUAUUAUUGAGUUUCAGUUAAAUAUAUAUAUCAAUGUAGGCGAGUUAUGUUGUUUGGUUUUUUUAUAUAGCUUUAGUGUAUAAAAAAAAAUGUAGAGCUUUCUCUCCUGUGUUUGCAUUGUACAUAGUGAGAGAUCUCUGUCUAUAGGUUUGCCCUUAUGAGAUUUGCUUAUACAAGCAGUUAAUUCUGAUCAAUAAGUACCUUUUCUUUAUAUUUUAAAAAAUUAAUAAAAUAAAAUACACAAUAUAUAUUUAUAAAUUUUAGCCUUUCUUCGAAGCAAAUUUUGAUUUGAUUUUUUCGACUUCUUUCGUCCCGAUCUGAAGCGCCGUCGUUAGAACGUGAUCUGGGAUCGCCGGAGUCGCCGUGAAAAGCGUGGCGGCGAUGGACUGUGUUCCCGGUAACUGACUGUUAAACGCCGAGAUCACCGACGCUGGUUUCGCUAUGUCGUUGUUCUUCUGGUAAUGAAUCAGUCCCCUCGGGAAGACAAACACUUCUCCCUUCUUCACAGUCUUGGCGAAGAGCUUGUUCGCCGUCGUGAUGAAUCCGACGUCAAGCUCGCCUUCCAACACGAAUAUUACUUCGGUGGCGCGUGGGUGCGUGUGCGGCGGGUUUAAACCUCCAGGCGCGUAGUCGAUACGCGCGAGGGAGACUCCGAGCGUGUUGAGCCCCGCGAUCUUCUCUACGUUAGCUCCCGUGACUGCGGAGCCGACUGUGUUGUUAACGACGGCGGUUUUUCCGAUCCCGGCGAAGAAGAAAUCUGAGGCGGUGAUGUUUGAUUCCGGCUUACAUGAGAACCCAUUCACGUGCAUUCCUACAAUGGGAUCUGCAACGCAUAGAUCUUGAAGCGAGUCAGGAUCGUAAGCAAGAGCAACUACAGUGAGAUAUAACAAAGCAAAGAAGAACGCACAACAUCUCGAGUCCAUGAUGCACUUGUACAAGAGCAAGUAAACAAGAGAGACGAAGAUAUAUUGAUCCUGAGAUUUGAAUCUGUGAUAUCUUUAUGUCUCGAUUGGAUCGUUAUAUAUUUGAAUUCGUUGAGGAAAAUUAUGCACAGCUAAACUAACUUAAACGCAAAGCAAAAUUGGAGGAGAGAUGUGAUGUCGUUUUCUUAAAGAUGUUUGUUGCAUCUUUUAUUUAAACUUUUUCAAGGCUUUUGUUUUGGUUUUCUCGAAUUAAAACGGAUCCUAUUCCCAAACAUA
This is a messenger RNA of Thlaspi arvense, 5360 nucleotides long. NCBI's taxonomy places the organism in Eukaryota, Viridiplantae, Streptophyta, Magnoliopsida, Brassicales, Brassicaceae. The record is from the annotation of a GenBank genome assembly.